GGUGUGUGAACAGCGAACCACUAGAGACUCGUGAUACGGGAAGACUAACGGCAAACACAGCGAACUGUUGACGAAAGACUCCAAAUUUUUACAAGACUAAGAGGCAAGAGAGACGACGACAUGGCUCAGAUCAGAAUGAAUGCACUAUUGUUGUUCGCCGCAGUGGCUUUCGUAAUGAAAACCAAUGCUCUGGGUGGAUUAAAGUUCAAGAUGCAAAAUUUAGAAGACAAAGAGCAGGUAUCUCCAAGUUACAACGAGGAGUUAGACCAGCUCGCUUCCCUCUUGAGAAAAGAGACCUUGAAAGCCUAUUGUGAAUCCGAAAAAGCUAACACAGUUUGGUGUCAAUAUAAACAACUGCUUGAGCUGAACUCGGUCUACGAACAACAGCGACAGAAAUCGGUGAAAAAGAAAAGUGCCGGGAGCAUGUGCUGGCCCGGUCUUCCGUGGCCUUGCGACAAGAAACGGCUCGUUCCAGCUGCGAGAUCGGUACGGGCCGCCGAAAACGACGUCAACGACGACAACGAAGUCGUGACGGCCAAUCCCGAUGAUCCUACCGGAAACGAUGACGAUGAGGAAAAACGUGCGAUGAAAUGCCGCCCAGGUAUGGUGAAUUGCCGCGGGAAAAAGAAAGGGAAACGUACAUUAUCACCACCUGCAGUUAUGAACACACAAGUUAAAGGUGACUGCCCACAAGGAUGGCUCUUUUGUUUGUAAAAAAACGUUGUUUUGAACGGUAUUUGGAUGGAACUGUCGGUUUGGAAAACGUUUAAGUUAUAAACUAAUUACACAUAGAUAUUUAUGAGUUACAUUUUAGAUGAUUUCACUACAGUAGUUUACUUAUUUAAUUCUAGUCGUAUGCUUAAUCAUGCUAAUGUAUUAUUUAUAACUGUUUAUACAUAAUUAAUAUUUUGUAUUAUCUUUAAGAUAAGUUAUACAGUAGUUUUGUUUGUAAAACGAGUUCGUUUUGAAUAAAAGUAUCAUUGACAUUUUUAGCUUAAACCCACGAGUAUGCUUUUACGUAUCGUGCAUUCUCAU
Molecule: messenger RNA, 1035 nt
Organism: Dendronephthya gigantea
Lineage: Eukaryota; Metazoa; Cnidaria; Anthozoa; Malacalcyonacea; Nephtheidae
Exons: 2
Coding region: 121-714 (197 amino acids)
Source: RefSeq, a predicted model, not a curated record